Knipowitschia caucasica is the source of this 1131-nucleotide messenger RNA. The record is from the annotation of a GenBank genome assembly. NCBI's taxonomy places the organism in Eukaryota, Metazoa, Chordata, Actinopteri, Gobiiformes, Gobiidae.
AUGGACUGCGUCGUCACGGGAGGAAACGUCAAAGUGUUGGCCAAAGCUGUGCAGUCCUUGUCCCGUAUCGGAGAUGAGCUGUACGUGGAACCUCAGGAGGAUGGGCUCGCCCUGCGGUCUGUCAACUCGUCUCGAUCUGCCUACGCAUGUUUCCUGUUUGCACCACUCUUCUUUAGCAGGUACACAACAGACAGUGGCCAUUGCUUUCGCUGCAAGAUGGCUAUAAAGAGUGUGCAAGCAGUGUUCAGAUCUUUAGCAACUUUGGAAAAAAAUGUGGAGAGGUGUCACGUGAAGCUGGACGAGCAGAAGAGUCGCCUCACAUUCACUCUGCACUGCAAGCACGGCCUACUGAAGACACAUAACCUGUCUUUCCAGGACAGUGAAAGUUUGCAAGCAGUAUUUGAUAAAGACGCCUCUGCCAAUAUAUUCAAAGCCCAGCCCAGGUUGCUGGUGGAUACAGUGGUUCACUUUCCUCCGUCUCUUGAAGAAGUGACUCUGACAGUGAGUGAAGACCGAAUGUGGUUCAAGAAUCACGUGGAGGAAGACGCAGAGCCUUCGAAGUCCAUGCUUACAGAGCUGUGUCUGUCAUCUGAUGAAUUUGACCAUUUUUCUGUACAAUCUAAAAACAGCAUCACGUUCUGCCUAAAGGAGCUUCGAGGUUUGUUAUUAUUUGCUGAAUCCAUUGGUCUGCCUAUUUCCAUACACUUCGAUGAGCCAGGCUGUCCUGUUGUGCUUUCAGUGACCGAUACUGUUCUGGAAGGAAACUUUGUGUUGGCCACUCUUUCAGAUGAUAAUAAUCUUCACAAAAACAACUCAAGUCAACCUCCUCCACCUCCACCCGAUGACUUUAUGAACGAUGACAUGGACUCUUACCUCAUCGCCAUGGACACCAGUGUUGUACCAGGUCCGUCAUCCAGACCUGAACCUUCACGACUCGCUGCAGAGAAUCACAGGACGCAUGACAGUGAUGAGGAAGAUGGAAGCGAGCACAUGGACGGGCCACCCAAUAAGAAGUUUUGUUCUCUUUUCUUUGGAUCGGUGCUUCCGCCGCCUUCUCAGAUGUCCACUCAGCCAAUCACGACUCAGGAGGUUUUAGCCAGUGACAGCGAAGAUGAAACUCAGCUGGAGUGA